AUGGACGAAGCGAUUGCCACCGUUGUCUCCGUCUGCGGGACAACUCCAGAAUUAGCCUCGCAAUAUGUGCAGCUUGCGGACGGCGAUCCUAAUCAAGCAGUCCAGUUGUUCUUCGAAAACGGUGGCGCCGACCUGACAGGCAAUUCCUCUCGUCCUCCUCCACCUCCACCAUCUUCCUCUAACGCCCAUAGACCUGGCGAACCGCUGAACCUCAUCGAUGACGAUGCCGACGAGAAUAUCUCCGAUGACAAUGACCCGGAAAUUACUGGUUUUCGCAAGAUUCCACAGAGAGCCACGCCUUCCGGUCCUGCACGAGGCGCAGAUUAUGAGGAUGACGAGGCUAUGGCACGGCGAUUGCAAAAUGAGAUGUACGGCGAAGGCGUCAUGGACGAAUCUGUGCGAGCUCCUAUUGCCCGACAGGCGGAGGUUUUGGUAGGACCAGGGUCGGCCGCCCCGCCCAUGGACCCUGCUGUAUAUUCCAAUGCCGUGGAACAACGAAUGCAAGCCCUUGAAAGAAGGAGACAGCUAGCACGGGCAGGGAUCUUUAAUCAACAUCAACCGACUUCCAUCUGGGAACAAGGAUUGAACAUCACCUCGAGCGGUCCGGAUGCCCUUGCAGAGUCCACUGGGGGAGCAUCAGAGGCUUCCGCGAGGUCAAAUCGACUUGCGAGGCUUUUUCAACCCCCAUGGGACCUAAUGUACAAGGGAAAUUGGGAGGGCGCAAGAGACGAGGGUAAAGAACACAAGAAGUGGCUUCUGGUAGACAUCCAGGACCCUUCCAUCUUUGACUGCCAGGCGUUGAAUCGCGACAUAUGGAAGAACGAAGGCAUCGUCGACACGGUCAAGGAGAACUUCAUCUUUCUGCAAUACAACAGGAACGACCCGAGAGCCUCACAGUAUAUCCAAUAUUAUUUCCCCAACUAUGAGGUGCAGAGCGAAUAUCCACAUGUUGCCAUUGUCGACCCACGAACAGGUGAACAAAUAAAGCUUUGGUCGCGCAAAGUUCCGCCACCACCUGAAUUUCUCAUGCAACUGCACGAAUUCUUAGACCGAUACAGCCUCGAAAACAACGCUCGGAAUCCGGUAGCCAAGCGCAAGUCUGAAGCCAAGAAAGAGAAACCCGUCGAUCAGCUCACCGAGGAGGAGAUGUUGGAACGGGCGCUGCAGGCCAGUCUGGCCACCCAGAGCCAGGAACACAAAUCGGCACCGGCAGAAGAUCCUGAUGAUCUCACACGGAGUGUUGGAGAUAUCCGCAGGGGAGACCUACCAGAUAGUGCCAGUGCAAUGGAUGUCGACCAGAACGGCGCGGAAGAAUCAGUGGAGUCGAGUGCUUUUGCCCAAAUUGCGUCCGAUCGCCCUCACACAGAGCCACCCCCCGGACCAGGAGUGACGCGAGUCCAAAUCAGACACCCCGGCGGCCGCAUUGUUCGACGGUUUGCAGAGCAAGAUCCUGUGCAGCGGAUUUAUGAGUUUCUCAAAGCAGAACCACUUGAGGGCAAGCAGGGAACGGCAUUCGACCUCGUGUCAAUGGGCAAGAAUCUUAUGGAUGCUCGAAAUGAGUCGAUCGAAAGUGCAGGUCUGAAAAAUGGAACGGUUAUGGUGGAGUUCCUGGAGUAA
Molecule: messenger RNA, 1617 nt
Organism: Fonsecaea erecta
Lineage: Eukaryota; Fungi; Ascomycota; Eurotiomycetes; Chaetothyriales; Herpotrichiellaceae
Exons: 2
Coding region: 1-1617 (538 amino acids)
Biological process (GO): proteasome-mediated ubiquitin-dependent protein catabolic process
Cellular component (GO): nucleus
Molecular function (GO): ubiquitin binding
Source: RefSeq, a predicted model, not a curated record